Molecule: messenger RNA, 1340 nt
Organism: Panthera uncia (snow leopard)
Lineage: Eukaryota; Metazoa; Chordata; Mammalia; Carnivora; Felidae
Gene: IMMP1L
Product: inner mitochondrial membrane peptidase subunit 1
Exons: 6
Coding region: 741-1241 (166 amino acids)
Cellular component (GO): mitochondrial inner membrane peptidase complex; membrane
Molecular function (GO): serine-type endopeptidase activity
Source: RefSeq, a predicted model, not a curated record
GCAGAGCACAGGCUGUCUAUAGAAAACCAGGCGGCUGCAUAUGGAUAGUCCCUUGAUAUCAUUCACUUGCUGUGUAAUCUUAUUAUGCAAAGUUCUAAUCUUCACCUAGAAUGAAUGCCUCUGGGUCAGAAUAUAGUCAUAUCAGGGUUUUUGAGGUCAUGUUUUGUGAUCCUUAGCUUAUUCUUCUAAGUAGAGCUGGGAUUUAAAGGGUAUUCCCCAGACGCUAGCAGAGAUAGACAGCAGAACCUGCUGCCUUUUUGGAAGACAAGACCAACAUGAGGUCCCUGGUAGGAUUAAACUUGAUUUGUAGCUGUAGGAUUUUUUAACAGAUGUAUUAUUGGACAGGGAAUAGGGGGCCACCAGCACAGCAAAAUUGAAUCACGACUGGCAUUCUCAGGGAGUUUGCUGCCUGCUAAAACAGCAGCUGCAUGUGGAUUUGACUUCUUUCAGGUGAAGCGACUUCCAGUCAUUUGGAAAGGAUGGGAUGAAAAGGAACCUUGGUGAUAAUUUUGAUGUCUGCAAGAUUUAGUACCAGUGUAAUGGGAUUAUCGGUAACACCUUCACUGCAGAAAAAGCCACCUGGCGCUAUAACUGGCAGCAACUGAGAACUAAUCCUUUCCCAUCUCUUGGAUGUCAUUCACGAAGCUCAAAGCGAUUUCUACCCUGCUAACUGUGAUUAAUUUUAUAAACAACAACAACAAAAAAAAUCAGGCCAAUGGUGGCAGAGUCUGCAUAGAACUAUGCUUCGUGGUGUUCUGGGAAAAACCUUUCGACUUGUUGGCUAUACUAUCCAGUAUGGCUGUAUAGCUCAUUGUGCUUUUGAAUAUGUUGGUGGUGUUGUCAUGUGUUCUGGACCAUCAAUGGAGCCUACAAUCCAAAAUUCAGAUGUUGUCUUUGCAGAAAAUCUUAGUCGACAUUUCUAUGGUAUCCAAAGAGGUGACAUUGUGAUUGCAAAAAGCCCAAGUGAUCCAAAAUCAAACAUUUGUAAAAGAGUAAUUGGUUUGGAAGGAGACAAAAUCCUCACCAAUAGUCCAUCAGAUUUCUUUAAAAGCCAUAGUUAUGUGCCAACAGGUCAUGUGUGGUUAGAAGGUGAUAAUCUACAGAAUUCUACAGAUUCCAGGUAUUAUGGACCUAUUCCAUAUGGACUAAUAAGAGGACGUAUCUUUUUCAAGAUUUGGCCUCUGAGUGAUUUUGGAUUUCUGCGUGACAGCCCUAAUGGCCACAGAUUUUCUGAUGAUUAGCAAGCAUUUAUUCUUUUGAUUUCAUUAUUCUCUCCUAUUCAAGUGAAUUUAUCAUUGCCACUGAAACCAUGUACUUACUAAUAAACUAUUUGCUAUUUA